Messenger RNA from Penicillium taxi, 1323 nucleotides. RefSeq lists its product as uncharacterized. The transcript is spliced from 5 exons. Gene Ontology annotation, cellular component: cytoplasm. NCBI's taxonomy places the organism in Eukaryota, Fungi, Ascomycota, Eurotiomycetes, Eurotiales, Aspergillaceae. Bases 1 to 1323 code for a protein of 440 amino acids. Gene Ontology annotation, molecular function: protein binding. The record is from RefSeq and is a predicted model, not a curated record.
AUGUACGUGAACAAGAGAAUUGGUCGCUUUAAGCAGUGGGCUGGAGAACGUAUGGGCGGAGAAGUCAAAACAAACACAUCCAAUGACUUCAAAGCUAUGGAAACCGAGAUGAGCGUGCGACAUGAAGGCGUGGAUCGUAUUCACAAGUCUAUGACGGACUAUAUGAAAGCUAUUGCUAAGCGCAGCGAGGGAAGCGAUAAGGAAAAGACUCUCCCUAUUGCUCACUUGGGAAGUAGCAUGGUCAGCCAUGGAGAGGACUUUGACGGUGCAUCUGAAUACGGACAAUGUCUCACCAUGUUUGGAAGGACCGAGGAGCGCAUUGCACGCGCACAGGAGAGCUACAUUGCGCAGGCCAAUUCAAGCUGGCUCGAAUGUCUCGACCGAUCAAUGACCCAGAUGAAAGACUACCAGACAGCUCGAAAGAAGCUUGACAGUCGACGAUUGGCGUACGAUACCUCUCUUUCCAAGAUGGAAAAGGCUAAGAAAGAAGACUUCCGCGUGGAAGAAGAGCUGCGGACCCAAAAAGUUAAAUACGAAGAGACUAACGACGAUGUGAUCCGUCGCAUUCAGGAUAUCCGGGAUGCAGAAGUGGACAACAUUAUGGACCUCGGAUCAUUUUUGGAUGCUCAGCUCGAGUACCACGAUCGUUGCCGAGAAGCGCUUAUGCAGCUGAAAAACGAAUGGCCUGGAAUGUCCGGCCAAGGCCCACCCCCCUCGCGUGGCCAGGACCGAGCCCUGUCAAACGCUAGCAAUUCUUACCAGGAUCGCCAUGCGCUUUUGCAGGAGCAACCGUCAAGUGUGACUGAGACCCGAGCUCCUAUCCGCUCGACCAGAGCCUUGUCGACUCAGUUCUCUGAAUCUCCUGUGAGAGAUUACCCAGCCAACAAUGCGUAUUCUCGACUCAUGCUGAAUCGUACCUCGACCUUCGAGGGACCGGCACAGCUACGCCAGGAGCAGCCUCCGGUUGCACCACAAUGGAUCCAGCGAACCAACACCAGCGAUAGUUGGACUGCACGUCAAAACAGCAACUUCAGUGGCCGUUAUCCAGUUGAUCCUUACGCAGACUCCGAGGAAGUUAGCUCUUACGGUUCUUACGGCCGUUCUAGCCCUGAGCGUGGAUACAGUGGAUACAGUGGUCGCUCUAUCUCUCCCACUACGUCUCUUGAUAGCGGUGUGUCCUCUCGACGUCCUAGUGGCACUAGUAGUGCUGGACUUACUACUGGGAAAAAGGGUCCCCCGCCGCCCCCACCUUCUCGUGCAAAGAAGCCCCCGCCUCCACCGCCCAUGAAACGGACAACAACAUCGACUAUGCUGAAUGCGUAG